AAAGCAGGGAUAAUGUUUUAUAGAGCGAAGUUCUUUAAUUAUUCAAGGAAUUAUGUAAAUGUAUCAAAACGUAUGCUUUCAAAUAGUUCUAAAGAUCAAAGAAAGCAUUUAUGGUCAAUGACAAUUAUCGAGGCUGCAAAUUUGCUAAGACAGAAGAAAAUUUCAACAGUAUCUUUGGUUAAAGAAUGUUUUUCUCGGAUUUCAAAAUAUGAUGCUGAAAUAAACGCGUUUAUAGAGGUGCAAAAUGAGAAAAAAUUACUUGAUAAGGCUCUAGAAAUUGAUGCUAAAGGAUCAUUUAAUGGUUCUUUAGAUGGGAUACCUGUUGCAUAUAAAGAUUUAUUUUGUACAUCUUCCUUAUCAACUACAUGUGGAUCUUUUAUGUUAAAAAAUUUUAAAUCGCCGUUUAAUGCUACUGUCAUCAAUUUUCUUGAAGAAGCGGGUGCUAUUAUGAUUGGAAAAACCAAUAUGGAUGAAUUUGGAAUGGGUGCAGCAAACGUAUAUAGUGUACAUGGUCCGGUGUAUAAUCCUCAAUCAAUUCUUUUUGAUGAAAAUCAUUUUGAAAAGAAUGAUGGGGAUCAACGUGUUGCCGGUGGAAGUUCAGGUGGUAGUGCAGCGGCAGUUGCAUCUGGAAUGUGUUUCGCUGCUUUAGGAUCGGACACCGGAGGAUCUGUUCGCCUUCCUGCUUCAUAUUGUGGCAUAGUGGGAUUUAAACCUUCUUAUGGUCAAUGUUCUCGAUGGGGACUUAUUGCAUAUGCCAACUCGCUGGACACAGUUGGCAUCCUGACAAGAACAGUUAGUGAUGCUCAAAUGAUUUAUGACGUGAUAUCAAAAUUCGACGUGAAUGAUUCAACAUCAAUAACUCCAGAAGUUCGAUCCAUAAAUUCAUCCAUACCAUCAUUUUUUAAAUUAAAUUCAAACGCUGACGAUUUAAGAGGAUUGCGCGUUGGUGUUCCCAAAGAAUAUUUUGUUUCAGAACUUGGUGAAUCUAUUGUUAAUUUAUGGAAAAAAGGGAUUUCUUAUCUAAAAUCACAUGGUGCAACAAUUGUCUCAGUUUCAUGUCCAAGUACAAGAUACGCGUUAUCAGCUUAUUACAUAUUAGCACCAUCAGAAGCUUCUUCCAACUUAGCACGGUUUGAUGGAGUUAGAUAUGGUCAUCGAAGUGAAGAAUCGAAUAAAAAUGAUGGCAUGCUAUAUGCUAAUACAAGAGGAAGGUUUGGCAAAGAAGUUAAAAAACGUAUAAUUUUGGGAACUUAUGCUUUAACUGCAGGAUCUUACGGAAAUUACUUUCUUCAAGCACAAAAAAUUCGUAGGAUGGUAAAAUCAGAUUUUGAUCGAGUUUUUAAAAGACCAAAUCCGUUGCGUUUUACUAAAAAAGACUCGGGAUGCAAUGAAAAUAAAGUCGAUGUUUUAAUAACUCCAGUUACUAUUUCUACUGCACCAAAAAUUGAGGAUUGCUUGACGACUAACGUAAACAAUUUUAUAAAUACUUACGUAAAUGAUGUUUUUGUUGUACCUGCAAGUUUAGCUGGAAUUCCCGCCAUUAGUAUACCUUUUGGUAUAUCCUCGAUUGACGGAUUUCCGAUCGGGUUACAAUUAAUAACACAAUAUGGGGAUGAUGAUACUUUAUUAGGAGUAGCAAAAGUUCUAGAAAAAGGAGCAAAUCAGAAAUAGACCCGAUCCUCUGAAUUAUUUAACAUUUUAUUAUUAUUAUUUUACUGGGUUUUUUUUUUUUAAAAAAAAAA
Rhizophagus irregularis DAOM 181602=DAOM 197198 is the source of this 1742-nucleotide messenger RNA. RefSeq lists its product as uncharacterized. Gene Ontology annotation, biological process: mitochondrial translation; glutaminyl-tRNAGln biosynthesis via transamidation. Gene Ontology annotation, cellular component: mitochondrion; glutamyl-tRNA(Gln) amidotransferase complex. The record is from RefSeq and is a predicted model, not a curated record. NCBI's taxonomy places the organism in Eukaryota, Fungi, Glomeromycota, Glomeromycetes, Glomerales, Glomeraceae. Gene Ontology annotation, molecular function: glutaminyl-tRNA synthase (glutamine-hydrolyzing) activity.